AUGUCCCCACUGCGCCUCUGGUUCCCAUGGCGUGUCUUCGUGUGGCACCCAUUGUGGCUUCUGGCCCAGGCAGCUCAGCCUCUGGAGUGGGCCCUGGACCCUGUCCAGUGGACCUCCCAUCACGCUCAUUCAAACGUUCCCAGUGUCACACUUAAACCUCUGGAUUUGGAACUGACCAUCACUCCAGAGCCCACUACGGAAGCUAAGUUUCCUACAGCUCAGCAGGAGGUACAGCCAGCUCAGCCUUCAGAGCCUUAUGAAAUGACCGUUUCACCUCCAAGUCACCAUCAGGCUCAGCAUUCAAACGUAUCCACUAUCACCAUCAAACCUGCAGAUGUGGAGCUUAGCAUAACAGCAGAACCCACUCCAGAGGUGGGACCUUCUCCAACUCAGCACAAGCCUUCAGCUCAGCCCUCAGUGCCCCUUAGUAGUGCAGAAUUGUCUACAGCCCAGCACGAGGCCCCCACGCUGCCUCCACAGCCACCUGACGAGGUUGAACCUUUGCCAGCCCAAUCUAUAGACGCUGUUACACCUAAUAAACUUUCAGCACAAGAGGAGACCACAGCUCAGACUCCAGAGCUCUCUAAUGAGAUGGUAGUUCUCUCUCCAGAGCAUCACGUAACAACGGUUUCUCCUCUAGGUCAGGAUCAAGCUCAGCUUCUGCAGCGGCCCACUGUCACUGUUAAACCUGUGGAUCUUGCACUUGCCAUAACUCCAGCAUUCACUAAUGAGGUUGAAAGUUCUCCAUCCCAACAAGAAGCCUCAGCCCAGUUCACAGUGUCCCCUGAGCAGGUGAAACCUUUGUCAGUGCAGCAAGAGGUUUCAGAUCCGCAUCCAACUGCCUCUGAAAGUGUUGAACCUUCUCCAGUCCAGCAGGAGCCCCCAACUCAGCCUCCAGAGGCCCCUACAGAUGUUGCAGCUCCACCUUCACUACCUAAUGAAGUGACAGGCUCACCUCUAAGUCCAGAGCCCACUGAAGAGGUGGAACAUCCCGCAGUGCAGCAGGAGGCCCCAGCUCAGUCUCCGGUUCCCCAGGGGGGCUCAUAUAUAUCUCCUGAGCCCCCUAAGGAGGUGGUACCUUCUGCCACACAACAGGAGCUUCAGGCUCAGGCAUCAGAGCCCCCUACAGAAGUGGAACCAUUGCCAGUCCAGCCUACCACAGAGGCUGAACGUUCCACAGUCCUGCAGCAGAGUGCAGUUCCAGCAGCAUCCCCCGAAGUGACAAUUGCAAGUGCAGAGCAGGUUCAGCUUCCACAUCCAACCUUGACUGAGGUCACAGUUCAACCUUUGGACCUGGAAAUUACGUUAACUCCGGAAUCCAGUAUGGAGGCUGAACUUUCUCCAACCACGCGGCAGCCCCAAGCUCAGCCUCCAGAGGCAGUUGUAGCUCAGUCUCCAUCGCGUCCCGAGGUACCGGUUCCAGCACCAGAUCAGGCUCAUGCUGAGCCUCCAACAUCACCCAGGGUCACAGCGAAACCUUUGGACCUGGAGCUUACCGUAAGAUCCUAUGUGGAGACUGAACUUUCUCCAACCAUGCAGGAGACCGCAACACAACCUCCAGAGCUACCAGUUCAACCUCCAUUCCAGCAGGAGGUGACAGUUCCAACUCCAAGUAAGGAUCAAGGGCAGCAGCCAACAUCACCCAGCGUCACAGCUCAUCAUAUGGACCCAGAGCAGACGACAGCUCCAGAACCUACUACGGAGGCUGGACCUUCUACAGCCCUGCAGCCAACUGAGGUGGCACUUGCACAGCCAUUUCUGACUCAAGUCACAGUUCCACCUGUGGACCUGGGAGGUACCAUUUCUCAGCAACCAAGUCCAUCUGAGACAGUUCUUUUAUUUUCACCUCAGGAUUCAGUAUCCACAGGUCUUCCUGGUGUAAACUAUACCCCAAAAAAGAAGCAAGCAGAACAGAAUGCCACCAUGAACAUCAACAUGUGUGAGCUCUGUACCUGCAAAGAUGAGACGCUGUCCUGUGUGGGUCUCAGCCCCAAGCAGAAGCUCCACAGAGUGCCUGAGCCACAGCCCAACACCUACAAGGGCAUCUUCACCACCGUAAAUUUCCAAGGAAACUCUAUGUCUUACAUUGAUGAAAAUGUAUGGAAGGCAUACCGUUGGACUGAGACACUGAUUCUCAGUGACAAUCAUUUGACUGAAUUACAUAAGGACUCAUCUGAAGGCUUGCUAUCCCUCCAGUAUUUAGAUUUAUCCUGCAAUAAAAUACAGUCUAUUGAAAGACGUACAUUUGAACCGCUACCUUUUUUGCAGUUUAUAAAUCUAGGUUGCAAUUUACUCACAGACCUGAGCUUUGGAAAGUUUCAGGCCUGGCAUGGAAUGCAGUUUUUACAUAAGUUGUAA
Molecule: messenger RNA, 2358 nt
Organism: Hippopotamus amphibius kiboko
Lineage: Eukaryota; Metazoa; Chordata; Mammalia; Artiodactyla; Hippopotamidae
Product: leucine-rich repeat-containing protein 37A3-like
Exons: 9
Coding region: 1-2358 (785 amino acids)
Molecular function (GO): protein binding
Source: RefSeq, a predicted model, not a curated record